Cynoglossus semilaevis (tongue sole) is the source of this 1764-nucleotide messenger RNA. RefSeq names its product cyclin-dependent kinase 9 (CDC2-related kinase) (gene cdk9). The record is from RefSeq and is a predicted model, not a curated record. Gene Ontology annotation, molecular function: ATP binding; RNA polymerase II CTD heptapeptide repeat kinase activity; cyclin-dependent protein serine/threonine kinase activity. Gene Ontology annotation, cellular component: nucleus. The transcript has 8 exons. NCBI's taxonomy places the organism in Eukaryota, Metazoa, Chordata, Actinopteri, Pleuronectiformes, Cynoglossidae. Gene Ontology annotation, biological process: protein phosphorylation. Bases 105 to 1286 code for a protein of 393 amino acids.
UAUUGAUAACAAAAAAAGGGUUUGUUUCUUAAACCGCAUAAAGUGCUGUAGAGACCGAGUUGCACUUAAACACACCAUCAGUGUUGUUCAGGGAUCUUACCAAGAUGCAGCGAGAGAGAACAACCAACGCCAAUGCGGCUGAAAAGCCCGAUCGGGAGGCCGCCAUCAUGUCCAAAUACUACGACGGAGUUGAAUUUCCUUUCUGUGACGAAUUUUCUAAAUAUGAAAAAAUGGCCAAAAUUGGACAGGGCACCUUUGGUGAGGUGUUCAAAGCCAAGCACAGACAGACGGGGAAGAAGGUCGCACUGAAGAAGGUUCUCAUGGAAAAUGAGAAGGAGGGGUUUCCCAUCACAGCACUAAGAGAAAUCAAGAUCCUGCAGCUGCUUAAACAUGAAAAUGUGGUCAAUCUGAUUGAAAUCUGCAGAACCAAAGCGACCCAGUACAACAGAUACAAAGGCAGCAUCUACCUGGUGUUUGACUUCUGUGAGCAUGACCUCGCUGGUCUGCUGAGUAAUGCCAAUGUAAAGUUCACGCUGGCAGAGAUCAAGAAGGUCAUGCAGAUGCUGCUUAAUGGACUCUACUACAUCCACAGAAAUAAGAUUCUUCACAGAGACAUGAAGGCUGCCAACGUCCUCAUCACCAGAGAUGGUGUUCUGAAGCUGGCUGACUUUGGCCUGGCUCGAGCCUUCAGUCUGGCUAAAAACAGCCAGGGGAACCGCUACACCAACCGUGUUGUCACACUGUGGUACCGACCUCCAGAACUGCUGCUGGGUGAGCGGGACUACGGCCCUCCCAUUGACCUGUGGGGAGCGGGCUGCAUCAUGGCAGAGAUGUGGACCAGAAGUCCAAUCAUGCAGGGCAACACAGAGCAGCACCAGCUGACUCUCAUCAGCCAACUGUGUGGUUCUAUCACAGCUGAGGUGUGGCCUGGUGUGGAUAAGAAGUACGAGCUGUACCAGAAAAUGGAGCUGCCCAAAGGCCAGAAAAGGAAGGUGAAGGACCGACUCAAAGCCUAUGUCAAAGACCCCUACGCUCUGGACCUGAUUGACAAGCUCCUGGUUCUGGACCCAGCUCAGCGUACAGACAGUGACGAUGCCCUCAACCACGACUUUUUCUGGUCUGACCCCAUGCCCUCGGACUUAAAGAACAUGCUGUCUACACACAACACGUCUAUGUUUGAAUACCUGGCCCCGCCCAGACGGAGAGGUCACAUGCCUCAGCAGCAGCCCAAUCAAAACAGGAACGCAGCGACAACCAAUCAGACUGAAUUUGAUCGAGUGUUUUAGUGGCAGAAGAUUGAAGCAAGUUCUGAUAGUUUUAAAGUAACUGAUGGAAUGCAGUGACAUUAUCAUGAAGUCUGUGUUCCUCUUGUAAGACGAACCUUAUUCCAUAUGCAUUUUGUCACUGCCUUGUAAAGUGGACAGAAAUAUUUCUGCUGGGAUAAAUACUUUUUGAUCAUGUUGGAAUAUUUGAAUUUUCAAAUCUGAGUUGAUGGCCUUAUGAUGGACACUUCAGUGUCUAUCAGGCUUCUAGUUUGCUGAGCAAUGACUGUUAUCUACGCUGCUCUGGGGAAAGCUGUCAUUUGUUUUUGUACUGGGGCUGCUAUACCUUUUUUAUUUUAAUUUUAAAUGUGAAAUCAUGGCAGAGUGUUCAUUUUCAUUAUGUAUAAAGCAGGUUUUUUUAAAGUUGUAAAUGGAAAUGUGUCAUUUCAAAUGACAUUCAGUUUAUUUGCAUUACUGAGCAAAUACAGAGUGAAAGACCAAA